Messenger RNA from Macrobrachium nipponense, 588 nucleotides. RefSeq names its product protein glass-like. Bases 1 to 588 code for a protein of 195 amino acids. Gene Ontology annotation, biological process: regulation of transcription by RNA polymerase II. The transcript has a single exon. NCBI's taxonomy places the organism in Eukaryota, Metazoa, Arthropoda, Malacostraca, Decapoda, Palaemonidae. The record is from RefSeq and is a predicted model, not a curated record. Gene Ontology annotation, cellular component: nucleus. Gene Ontology annotation, molecular function: RNA polymerase II cis-regulatory region sequence-specific DNA binding; DNA-binding transcription factor activity, RNA polymerase II-specific.
AUGGAAGCUGAAGGAUCAUCAUCAUUGCUGCUACUCAAAGAAGAGAAGGAGGAUCUGGAGGAGGGUCCAAAUGAAAACACAGGGGAAGGCUCUUCGUUUGCAGACCCCUUCUUGGAAGUCAAGGCAGAACCAGAAUUUUUUGACUAUGGUGAAUUUGAUGUGAACUGUUCUUCCCAACCUAAUAUUAAGUGUGAAAAUGACAGCUCUCCAAGCUGUGAUGAUGAGAGCGGAAAGGAAAAGAUCUGUAUUGGAGGAGAAAAUGAACAUUUGGGUAGAAGAAGUAAAACGGCAAGGAAGCGAUUAACUUGUACUGAAUGCCAAAGGACAUUUUCAAAAAUUUACGGGCUGAAAUGCCACAUGAGAACUCAUACGGGAGAGAAACCAUAUACUUGCUCUACAUGUCAAAGAAGUUUUUCUCAUAAAUGUUAUUUGAAAAAACACAUGAGAACUCAUAUGGGAGAGAAACCAUAUAUUUCUGGUUCAAGUACUCUCAAACGUCACAUGAGAACUCAUACAGGAGAGAAACCUAUACUUGCUCUGUAUGCCAAAAAGUUUUUUCUAAAUCAAGUGAUCUCAAAAUUCACAUGA